AAUUUCAGUAGCGAAGGCUAUAGAGGUCAUUCUUCGCAGAGACAUCUUGUUUUAUCUACCUUAGUCAGUGUACUGUGUUUUGUUUUAGGCUGUAGGUGCGUAAAGCCAACCUGCCGUGUCUGAGCCAGACAAUUUGGGGAAAAUAGCCAUCUAUCCAUUUCCUCGUUUAUUUAGACAGGAUAGCCCGUUCUUUCUACCGUCGACAAACUGUUAUUGAUUGAUUUUAUUUUAUCUCUAAAGAUAAAAAUUUGUCUGAUUAAUCUGUUGAAUAUUUUCAAGAAGAUGAGUGGAAGAAGCGGACAGCGACCAGCGUCAUGCACUACGCCUAUACUUGUGCAUAAUCCUCACCUGGAUGGAAUGAAAGAUGAUGUUCUCUAUCACUUCAGUCUUGGAACAGAAACCCAUGAUCUCCCUGCUAUGUUCAGUGAUGUAAAAUUUGUUUGUGUCGGUGGCAGCCCAUGGAGAAUGAAAUCUUUCAUCGAAUACAUUGCCAGUAUACUAGGGAUGGAGGACCCAAAAGCGGAAUAUCCAAAUAUCUGUGCUGGAACGGACCGCUAUGCUAUGUACAAGAUUGGACCUGUACUUUCAGUUAGUCAUGGCAUGGGGAUUCCCUCCAUCUCCAUAAUGUUACAUGAGCUAAUAAAGCUACUUCACCACGCCCACUGUACUGAUGUUACGAUUUUCCGCAUUGGGACCUCUGGUGGGAUAGGACUUGAACCCGGCUCUGUUGUUGUCACCAAACAGUCGGUUGAUGCCAAUUUUCUACCAAAGUUUGAGCAGGUGAUACUUGGUAAGACUGUCAUGCGUAACACAGAUCUGGACUCAGAGCUGGCCCAGGAGUUACUGGAGUGUAGUAAAGAGAUAAACCAGUUUAACACACAGAUGGGAAACACCAUGUGUACCAUGGACUUCUAUGAAGGUCAAGCCCGUCUGGAUGGUGCUUUCUGCUCAUACACUGAGGAAGAUAAACAAGAAUAUCUUCGUAACGCUCAAGAAGCUGGAGUCUGCAACAUAGAAAUGGAGUCUUCUGUGUUUGCGGCUAUGUGCAAGAUGAGUGGCCUGCGUGCGGCUGUGGUGUGUGUCACGUUACUAGACCGCCUUAAAGGAGAUCAGCUUACAAGUUCUCAUGACGUCCUCAGCAGUUACCAACAGCGGCCGCAAAUCCUGGUCGGUCACUACAUCAAGAAGCACCUUACCCACAAGAAAGACAGUUAACACCAAAGUGCAAAUAGUGCAUUUAAAGAUAUUAUAGAUCACGGUUUUAUUUUUAAAUAUUUUGUUAAUCUGCCUUUCCUUUCACUCUGUGGUCUUAAUCCUAUCACUGCAUAACAUGAAUAUGAUGUUCUUAAAUAUUGCUCCACAAAAUUUGUAUAUAUAUAUAUAUAUAUAUAUAUAUAUAUAUAUAUAUAUAUAUAUAUAUAUAUAUAUAUAUAUAUAUAUAUAUAUAUAUAUACACACAUGUUUCAUGUAUUUAACUCUCAGGUUGUUACAUAAAUUUACCUAUUUAAAUAGAAAGGUAUGUUUAUCUAUAUCACAUAUGAUUUAAUAAAUACAUAUAAAUAAAAUAUUGUAAACGUUA
Boleophthalmus pectinirostris (great blue-spotted mudskipper) is the source of this 1579-nucleotide messenger RNA. RefSeq names its product uridine phosphorylase 1 (gene upp1). The transcript is spliced from 7 exons. The record is from RefSeq and is a predicted model, not a curated record. Gene Ontology annotation, molecular function: uridine phosphorylase activity. The coding region runs from base 283 to 1215 and encodes 310 amino acids. Lineage: Eukaryota; Metazoa; Chordata; Actinopteri; Gobiiformes; Gobiidae. Gene Ontology annotation, cellular component: cytoplasm; cytosol. Gene Ontology annotation, biological process: uridine catabolic process; nucleotide catabolic process.